AUGGCCGAGGAACUCAAGAAAUUGACAAGUCAAGUUCAAGGUGUCGAAGAAAGCAAAGGGUCGUCAGUCGAGGUUGAGGUAACUGCAUCGGUUCCAUUUGAGGUUGAGGUAGCUCCGCCUACAGCCACACCUGCUCUAUUUGAGGUAGAAAUUGCCACACCUUUUACAGUGACAAUAUCAACCACACCUCCUUUUAAUUCCAAGACCCUGCUACUCCUCCUUCGUUCUUCGUCCAAACAAGACCCCGCUGCCACUGUUUCAUCUUCUUCGUCAAGCUCGAGCUUGAGCUCGACACUCAUGGUUGUUGUUGCGUCUUCUUCUCCACCCCGUCGCACGCUGCUGCUUCUCCUCCUUCACGGCUGCGUUGAUGUUUCUUCUUCUUCGUCAUUGUCGCUACUGCUCCUGCUACGUCCAGCCAUGGACGAGAUCCUCACUUCCAUGACUGCGUCUUCAAGCUCGAGAUCUCGUCGCACCAUGGCUGUUGCUCCGCUCCUGCUAGGCUCGUCGCUACUGCUGCCCCGUCACUGCUGUUGCUCGAUGCUUCUUCUUCUCCAGCUUCGCGCACUCAUGGCUGCUUUGUUGCUGCUGCUCGAUGCUUCUUCUUCUCCAGCUUCGAGCGGCCAUGGCUGCCUUGUUGCUCCUUCUUUGUCUUCGUCGUCGAAUUAA
Molecule: messenger RNA, 666 nt
Organism: Nicotiana tabacum (common tobacco)
Lineage: Eukaryota; Viridiplantae; Streptophyta; Magnoliopsida; Solanales; Solanaceae
Source: RefSeq, a predicted model, not a curated record